CUCAAUGUUAAUGUUUGACAAGUAGGAAGAAGGGCCUUGGCUAGCAUAUCUAUCGGUCUUAGACAACACAACCACACUCUUUCAGUUCUCCUUCUAACUCAAGAGUUUGUUUGCUGCUUUGUGAAGGAAUUACAUAUUCAAAUCAGAGGGAGAACGAAAAGAAAGACACAAUGGAGGUGCUGGUGCUGACCGACUUCGAGGGCACCAUGGCAGACGAGAUCACAAUGAGGGCGGGGGAUGUGAUCAAGAAUGUCGCCAAGGUCGGAGAGGAGGGGUGGCUGGAGGGCGAGCUGAGAGGAAAGAAAGGCAUCUUCCCUGCCAACUUUGUCAAGGAGGUGCCAGUCUAUUUGAUGGGUGACAGCAAGAGGGAACCACGAAGCAUCAGAAAAACAAAGAGGAUGAAACAGACGAGGAAAUGCGAGGUAGUGUUCGCCUACAGCCGCAUGAAUGAGGAUGAGCUGGAGCUGGUUGUUGGCGAGACUAUUGAGAUCAUCAGAGAGAUUGAAGAUGGAUGGUGGAUGGGGGUAAAAAAUGGCAAAGUGGGAGCAUUUCCUUCAAAUUUUGUCAAAGAAAUCUUUGUUUCCCCUAAAGACAUCAAGCACAACGAGGGCAGGGCAAGACCCAAACUCACAGACGCAGUGUUCAGUAAGGAGAUAUCUCAGAGAGCGAGUGUGAGGAACAAAGGAAAAAACUUGAAGGAGUGCUGCCAGGUCAUGUUUGACUACAAGGCCAAAGCAGAAGAUGAGUUGGAACUGAAACAAGGAGACGUUGUUGUGGUACUGAGAAAGGAAACAGAAGAUGAAGGCUGGUGGGAGGGAGAGCUGAACGGGCGCUGUGGCUUCUUUCCGGAUAACUUUGUCAUGGUGAUACCGACAGUGGACAGUCUGCAAUCUGGGACCACAAGCCAACCGCCUGCACGCAACAUCAACAACAAACUCUCAGUGAAGACAGAAGCAUCAGCGAUGGAGAAAGGUGGUCCAGCAAAGACAAAAGAUGACAAACCAGAGGCUCAGGACCUGAGAACCAAUCCUCCAACCAAAGUCAAGCUGCCGUCCAUCCACAAGCCCAGUCCGCCUCCGGUCAAAGACAAACCUAACAAGUUUUUACCCAAUAAAACCAACGGUGAUGUGGCUCCUCUCUCAUCAAAACCACCUGAGGAGAAGGAAACCGACCAGUUCGAUGGAGUGGAUGUGCAGACUGAAAAGCUGAUCCACCCUACAGCAAACAGAGCCAAACCCCCUCAGAGGAGACCACCGUCAGGCCUGGUCACGACAGCACAAGGUACAGAAAAUCUGCUGCCGUCACCAGCAAAGCCUGAGCACCGCCCCAAGACACCGCCUCCUGUUCGACCAAUGCCGCCCAAAGUGGCUGUGGAUGGUAGACCUGUGACCACUAAAGAAGAGCUAACUGUGGAAAGCCUACAGGCCGAGAUCAAAGAGCUGAGGAUGACUCUGGAUCUGCUACAGACACGACAUGAGCAAGACAUGCAGGAAGUGAAAGAAGAACUGAGGAAGCAGAGAGACAAACAACUGGCACUGCAGGAAGAAGUAAACAGUUUGAGGAUGAAGCAAAAAUCCCAACACGCACAGUGACUGGGCUGGCUGUCUGACAGUGUGCCACGCAUGGCCCUCGGACUGCAAAUUUAAACAAGUUGAACAUUUUUCUGACGUGGAGUGGAGAGGGAGAAGACAAGCGAGCUCUCCCACUGCAGACACACAAACGAGGGCGACAUUAGGAAGCAAAGUUGGACAUAUCAAGCCACUCCUGCACUGGACUGAACAAACUUGAUCCUCCAAAAGACUUUUAAAUGAUACACUGUUAAACUUUUAAACAUAUUUGAAUGCUGGAAACAAAUACUGGUCCUAAGUGGGUUACGCUUGAUGGUAAAUUUAUGUUUUGCAUUGUUCUAUUUCAACUGUUUAUUACUUGUCAUAGGUUUUACUGUACUUUUAACAUAACGCCUCAGCAGAAUAUGUAAUAUAUGCAGCUGUAAAUAGGAGGAAAUACUGUGAUGUAUUUUGCAAAGAACUAAAAAGAUCAUUUGAAGUCAUCCAAAGGAGCACUGUUAUCUGAAUGUGGGGACCUGAAAUUCUACUGUUAAAACAUGGACUGACAUGCAGGUGAAAUUAUACAUCAGAAUGUAAUGCUGCAUUAAUCCACUUGGGGGCACUGUGUGUCCAUUCUUCUACAUAAAGAGAAGUGCCAAACUUGU
Messenger RNA from Seriola aureovittata, 2212 nucleotides. RefSeq names its product SH3 domain containing 21 (gene mnmip1). NCBI's taxonomy places the organism in Eukaryota, Metazoa, Chordata, Actinopteri, Carangiformes, Carangidae. The transcript has 16 exons. The coding region runs from base 171 to 1592 and encodes 473 amino acids. The record is from RefSeq and is a predicted model, not a curated record. Gene Ontology annotation, molecular function: protein binding.